This is a messenger RNA of Paramecium tetraurelia, 498 nucleotides long. RefSeq lists its product as uncharacterized. NCBI's taxonomy places the organism in Eukaryota, Ciliophora, Oligohymenophorea, Peniculida, Parameciidae. The record is from RefSeq and is a predicted model, not a curated record. The transcript has 3 exons.
AUGGCUUAACCCACUCCAAGAAUUAUCAAAGAGACAUAAAACUUAGCCAAAGAUAAAGUGUAAGGAAUUGAUGUGACUCCAGAUCCACAAAAUUUCAAACAUUUCUUUGUCAUAAUAUCAGGACCUCCUAAUACACCAUAUGAAGGAGGUGUUUUUGAUGUUGAAUUGCUUUUACCUGAUGAUUAUCCCAUGUCCCCACCCAAAUGUGUUUUCAAUACUAAGAUUUAUCAUCCAAAUAUUGAUAAUUUGGGAAGAAUUUGCUUGGAUGUCUUAAAAGAUAAAUGGUCACCAGCAUUAUAAAUCAGAUCUAUUUUGCUAUCAAUUCAGGUGUUGUUGAGCUCACCAAACCCAGAUGAUCCAUUAAAUAAUGAAGCAGCUAAUUUAUGGAAAGCUAAUGAAGGUUAAGCUUUAAUGAAGGCAAGAGAAUUCACAUAAAAAUAUGCAAAAAAACAUUGAUUAGUAUAAUCUAUUGAAAAACAAAUAUAUAUUUAAUUUCUA